Coregonus clupeaformis (lake whitefish) is the source of this 1769-nucleotide messenger RNA. RefSeq names its product E3 ubiquitin-protein ligase MARCHF2. The coding region runs from base 247 to 996 and encodes 249 amino acids. The record is from RefSeq and is a predicted model, not a curated record. NCBI's taxonomy places the organism in Eukaryota, Metazoa, Chordata, Actinopteri, Salmoniformes, Salmonidae. Gene Ontology annotation, biological process: protein ubiquitination. Gene Ontology annotation, molecular function: zinc ion binding; ubiquitin-protein transferase activity. The transcript is spliced from 5 exons.
UUUUUUUUUUUUGUAUGAGGCUAUUGUUGUCGUCUGUCAGCUAGACGAGAACUGGCAUAGAUACUUAGCUAGCUGAAAGGAAUUCUCAAUGAGUAUUUAAUAUAUUGACAACCACACAUAUCACCUGUUAAAAUGAAAAAAGGAGGAACGCACCGUUGGGCCUAACUGCUCUGACCUGAGGGAGCUGAGUCUGCUCCCCCCAUAAUCCCUUUGACCACUGACUCUUGACCCCUGGACGGUGUAACCAUGACAACGGGGGAGUGUUGCCACCUCCCGGGCUCCCUGUGCGACUGCACUGGCAACGCUGGCCUGUCCAAAAGUGUGGAGGAGUCGGAUAACUGCAGAGCACAGUAUGUCACCCAGGUCACAGCCAAAGAUGGGCGGCUGCUCUCCACCAUCAUCAAACCUUUGAGCACACAGAGCGAUGGGCCAAUCUGCCGGAUCUGCCACGAGGGGGCCAACGGCGAGGGGCUUCUGUCCCCUUGCAACUGCACAGGGACUCUGGGCACGGUGCACAAGAGCUGCCUGGAGAAGUGGCUCUCCUCCUCCAACACCAGCUACUGUGAGCUGUGCCACACAGAGUUCACCAUUGAGCGCAGGCCCAAGCCCCUCACAGAGGUAACAAAGUGGCUGCGGGACCCGGGCCCUCGUACCGAGAAGCGCACGCUGUUCUGUGACAUGGUGUGCUUCCUGUUAAUCACGCCCCUGGCGGCCAUCUCUGGCUGGCUGUGUCUGAGGGGAGCCCAAGACCACCUGCACUUCAACAGCAGACUGGAGGCCGUGGGCCUCAUCGCCCUCACCAUCGCCCUUUUCACCAUCUACAUCCUCUGGACUCUGGUAUCCUUCCGCUACCACUGUCAGCUCUACUCUGAGUGGAGACGAACCCAUCAGAAAGUACGCCUGCUCCUUCCCGACGCAAAGGGGCGGCAUUCUACCCAGCAUUCCUUGCUCUCCACCAAGCUGCUGAAAAAGACAGCAGACGAGACCAUAGUUUGAGGUCAAAGGUGGGAAGGUUGAAGUUGGUGUUCUUCGUGUGCUGGAGGUUCUCAAUGAAAAACCACGUCUCCAACCAGAGCCCAAGCACUUUAUCUCUUUUUCUAUUAAAAUCAUUUUUUACCUACGUGUAUCAUCAUCGUCAGCACUUCGUUUUCCGCCCUUUUUUAUUUUGUCGUGUGAGCCUCUGAUGGUGUUUUUAGUGAUCUGGUAAAGAAACCAGUAUGUUAGAGGCCAGUGAUUACCGUGCAGUAUGGUGUUUCUGAAGGUUUUGAGAAGGGCAGUUGAUUGGAUGGGACUUCGCUGGGCACUGCAAAGGGACGACCAAGGACUCAUUGGACAGAUGCUCAGUGGAGACGGCUGCUGAAGCUUUAAGACCAAACUCUCUAGUGUUUAAGUGGACAAUUCCCUCUUUCUCCUCCCUAAUUUUCAUUUCAGUCCUUCACAGCCGACUCUAAAAGUGUAGCAUGGAUCGUUGCCGCUGAUCUAACUAAGGCGAUCCAUCCAGCGGUUGGUUCCCUAACCACUGAGUGUAGAAGUAAGAAGCUUAAAGCUUUGAUUCCUGUUUACCAGCCACAGGCUAUUAGACUGGGGGGAUUAUAGAUGCUUAUGACAUUUCUACGCAAGCCAGUUGACUCCCUUCAAUUCAACUCCAUCUGUUUUCCCCCUUGGUGUGAGCAGGAAUGUUGUUAAUAAAGAUGGAGAUUGUGCAAUAAAACACUGGACACAGUUUCCUCUCACAGUACGUGAUGAGACUGCUACCAACAUGCACAGUU